UCCACUGAGAUAGAAGCAGAAGAAUUGUCGCUCGGUCUUUUCAUUUUUAUUUCAGCUUCAAGAAUGAACCCAGGCAUAUAAUGGCUUAAAGCAGCUAAGAAAAAUGGCUUCUAGUGUUUUCACUGGUCGUUAUGGCAAAGCUCCUCCGUCCAUCUCCUUCUCUGGCUCUGGAUUCAUGGCCACGUACCAAUUAGGUGCCGCCCAGUGCCUCCUGAAUUACGUGCCGUGGAUGCCGCGUGCAGCUCCGUACGUUCUGGGCGCCUCUGCCGGGUCUUUGGUGGCCGCUGCCGUCGUCUGUGAAAUGAGCCCAAUCACAAUUCGGGACGAGAUCAUAACCUUUGCCAGACAGUUGAAGGCUUUGAGACUGGGACCGUUUAACCCGUCCAUUAACGUCUUCCACUGGCUGGAGUAUGUUUUAAACAAACAUCUUCGCGCUGACACUCACCAGCUGGCCAGCGGUCGCCUCGCCGUGGCCAUGACGCGUCUCAGUGACGGCAAACAUGUCGUGACCACUGACUUUCAGUCCAAAGACGACGUGGUUCAGGCUCUUCUUUGCAGCUGCUUCGUACCUGGAUACUGUGGGAUUCUGCCUCCGUCCUUCAAAGGAGUGUAUUAUCUGGACGGGGGUUUCAGUGGCAUGCAGCCCGUGCCGCCCGCUCCCUGCAGUGACACCUUGACAGUGUCUCCGUUCUCUGGAGAGACGGACAUCUGCCCGUCAGACCGGUGCAGCAAGUGGGACAUGGUGGUGAGCGGAGCCACGCUGAAGGCCAACAUGGAGAACAGCGUCAGGGCCCUGAACGCUCUGUACCCCAUGACUUUAGAGACACUUGAAGAAGCCUACUACAGAGGCUAUAAAGACACCAUUGAUUUUCUUCAGCGUAAUGAUCUCGCCCCGUACUUAAUAAUGUCCCAGGGUUCACUGAACUGUCCUCCGGAUAACACGUGGACUCAUCUGGAGACCAGCGUGGAGGAAGAAGACGAGGUGAAGGUGGAGGACGAGGCUGCGCCGGCGUCUUUUAUCAGCGAUGGACAGAAGGACAACAUCGUCCUCCAGAGCACACAGAGAAAGGCAAUGUUUCUGUUGUUGUUGACGUGGCAUUGCCUGAGACAUUCCGUCUUCUUCUUUUUGGACGUAUUUUUCAGCAGCGUGAAGAAGAACAUGCAGGACAGGCUCAUGCCCGUCUUCAUGUUGUUGAAGUGGCUGAAAAUUCAGACGCAAGCAGAGGGUGAGUCAGAGUCUUCUUCCUCUUCACCCGGCCUUCAUCACUCCAUCACAGGAUUACAAGAACCAAAAACUGUAGAGAAAGUCCAUCCAUCUUCUACCGCUUUAUCGCCCUCAUGAGGGUCACAGGGGGCGGGGCAAGUGCCAAUCUCAGCCAACAGAGGGCGACACAAAUAAAUUCUUUGAGUGUCUGGUCACAUGUAUUUUGUCAAUUUGACUUUCUUUGACAUUAGAGCAUCACAAAGUUUGUUAUUAUUAUUGUUGUUAUUAUUACACACCAUCGAUUAUUCACUGAUUACUAAAUCACUAUUUAAUCGUUUUUUAAUAAUAAAACAAGUUUAUUCAGCUUCUUAAAUGUGAAUAUUUUCCGGUUUCUUUGCUCCAUAAAAACAAAGAAAUCAUUCAAAGUGAAUCAUUUUGGUUUGUGGACAAAAACAAGACGUUUGAGAACGUCAUCAUUUCCACGUUUGAUCCACGUUUUCUGUCAUUUUCUGAACCUUAUGACAGUAAUUGUUAGUUGCAGCUGUAGAGGAUGGAUGACGGAGACGGUGGAGGUGAAUCACAGCGAGCAGACGGAGUAAAGAUGAAGAUGAAGAGGUCAGGAUGCUGCAGCUCUGGAAUCAAUAGAACGAUCACAGAUAUUCAUGUUUGCGAUGUAUCCGUUGAUGUUUGUGGUUCCCGUUCAUUAACUCUGAGUCAUGUUAAAUUCAAGAUUACAUUCAGAUUUAAAGAAAUCAUCUUCACUUUCUUCUCAUAAAGUCUCAAGUCUUCUUCUUACGUAACAAAAGUCUUCAGCAUGGAGUGUUUCACUGGCAGGGAUUGGAUGUUUUUUCAUUAUUCUAAUUGUUCCCAGGAGGUGACAGCUGAUCCUGUCACGUCAGCACACACUGCUCAACUGUUCCUGUAAAAAACACUGUGGCCAUUUUAGAUUUUCCUGAAAUUGCUGCAGGGAGUUUGUCCAUGUGAGAUUUGUCCAUAUUUACUUUAUUUGAUCUCACCUUAUGUUUGUAACAUUAAAUGUAAAUGCUGAUAACCUGAA
This is a messenger RNA of Solea solea (common sole), 2261 nucleotides long. It is a transcript of the gene pnpla1, whose product is annotated as patatin-like phospholipase domain containing 1. The transcript is spliced from 9 exons. Gene Ontology annotation, biological process: lipid homeostasis; triglyceride catabolic process. Gene Ontology annotation, molecular function: triacylglycerol lipase activity. The record is from RefSeq and is a predicted model, not a curated record. Lineage: Eukaryota; Metazoa; Chordata; Actinopteri; Pleuronectiformes; Soleidae. Gene Ontology annotation, cellular component: membrane; lipid droplet; cytoplasm. The coding region runs from base 104 to 1342 and encodes 412 amino acids.